Molecule: messenger RNA, 3094 nt
Organism: Neltuma alba
Lineage: Eukaryota; Viridiplantae; Streptophyta; Magnoliopsida; Fabales; Fabaceae
Product: potassium transporter 6
Exons: 9
Coding region: 467-2821 (784 amino acids)
Biological process (GO): potassium ion transmembrane transport
Cellular component (GO): membrane
Molecular function (GO): potassium ion transmembrane transporter activity
Source: RefSeq, a predicted model, not a curated record
GCUUCAUUUUUAGUCCCUUUUACAGCAAAAGAUUGCAGACACCAAUUUUGCCGGCAGAUUUUCAGAGCAAUAUAUUCCCCUCCUCUUUCUCAUGGCCAUGUGUAAAUCUUCAUUCUCUUCUCAAUAGGACGUAAGCCCUAUCAUACCAUUCCCACCAACCACACACCAAAGCUCUGAUUUCGCUCUCUCUGUCUCACACUCUUUCUCUGCCUGUCCUUCUCUCUGUAAAACUCACGCAAAAUAUUUCUUCAAGUCUUGAGAUUUUUAUUCCCAGUCUUAUCAUCUCAUUAUUUGUUACUUUUCGUGUUUGUUACUGCCCUCUAGUCGCCAUUGAUGGGUUGUUCAACCGUACGAGACUACUUCUCAAAUAAAGUCUUCAAUUGAGGAGGCCGUUUCUUCUGCAAUUGGGGGGCUUUUUAAAAAUUACAAUAACAAUGCUCCUUCUAGAUUUCUAGAAGCACAUGCCAUGGAUCUGGAAGCUGGAAUUUCUAAAAAUUAUGUUGCUAAGAAAGAAUCGUGGAAGACGGUUCUGACUUUGGCAUACCAGAGCCUCGGAGUUGUCUAUGGAGAUUUAAGCACUUCACCGUUAUACGUAUACCGGAGCACAUUUGCUGAAGAUAUUGGACACACAGAGAGCAACGAAGAGAUUUAUGGCGUCUUGUCUUUGGUUUUUUGGACUUUAACGUUGGUCCCGCUGAUCAAAUACGUGUUCAUCGUUCUCAGAGCUGACGAUAAUGGCGAAGGGGGUACAUUUGCUCUGUACUCUUUGCUGUGCCGGCAUGCCCGAGUCAACUCGAUGCCUAAUUGCCAGGUGGCAGACGAGGAGCUUUCUGAGUAUAAGAAAGAUGGUUUUUGUAAGGCUCCAGAGAGAAGCUUUGCCUCGAGAUUGAAGGCGACGUUGGAAAAGCACAAGGUUUUGCAGAAUAUUUUGCUUGUUCUGGCUUUGAUCGGAACGUGCAUGGUGAUUGGUGAUGGCGUCCUCACACCUGCUCUUUCUGUUUUCUCUGCGGUUUCGGGCCUUGAGCUUUCUAUGUCCAAGGAACAUCACAGAUAUGUAGAAGUCCCGGCUGCAUGCCUCAUACUGAUAAUCUUGUUUGCCCUCCAACAUUUUGGCACGCACAGGGUUGGCUUCUUGUUUGCUCCUAUAGUGAUCACAUGGCUUUUCUGCAUCAGUGCCAUCGGUAUAUACAAUAUAUUUUACUGGAAUCCUCAUGUGUAUAAAGCCCUGUCUCCUUAUUAUGUUUUCCAAUUUCUAAGGAAAACACAAAAAGGAGGUUGGAUGUCUCUUGGUGGAAUUUUGCUGUGCAUAACAGGAUCAGAAGCCAUGUUUGCUGAUCUCGGGCACUUUUCACAAUUAUCAAUCAAGAUUGCUUUUACAGCUGUGGUUUAUCCAUCUUUAAUUCUGGCAUAUAUGGGUCAAGCCGCUUAUCUUUCUAAACAUCAUGAUAUUGCACAUGAUUAUCACUUCACAUUUUACGUAUCUGUGCCAGAGAAAUUAAGAUGGCCCGUUCUGGUGAUAGCUAUACUUGCUGCAGUUGUUGGAAGCCAAGCCAUCAUCACUGGAACUUUCUCAAUCAUCAAGCAGUGUUCUGCAUUGAGUUGCUUCCCAAGAGUCAAAGUGAUACACACAUCAUCAAAAACCCAUGGCCAAAUAUAUAUCCCUGAGAUCAACUGGCUACUAAUGUUCUUGUGCUUGGCUGUCACAAUUGGUUUCAGAGACACAAAGCGCUUAGGCAAUGCCUCAGGUCUGGCAGUUAUUACAGUGAUGCUGGUCACGACGUGCUUGAUGUCUCUAGUGAUCGUGCUAUGCUGGCACCAGAGUGUUUUUCUUGCCAUCGGAUUUGUUUUCAUCUUUGGGACAGUUGAGGCUCUCUUCUUCUCAGCUUCUCUUGUCAAGUUCCUGGAAGGAGCGUGGGUGCCAAUUGCUUUGGCGUUUGUAUUCCUUACUGUCAUGUAUAUUUGGCACUAUGGCACUCUUAAGAAGUAUGAAUUUGAUGUUCAAAACAAGGUCUCUAUCAACUGGCUCCUCAGCAUAGGUCCCAGCAUAGGUAUUGUUCGAGUCCGUGGCAUUGGCCUUAUCCACACAGAGCUAGUAUCUGGAAUUCCAGCAAUCUUCUCCCACUUUGUGGCCAACCUUCCAGCAUUCCACCAGGUCGUCGUCUUCCUCUGCAUCAAACACGUCCCAGUUCCACAUGUCAGACCUGAGGAACGAUUCCUGGUGGGUCGAAUUGGCCCAAAGGGCUUCAGACUUUAUCGGUGCAUUGUGCGAUAUGGGUACCGUGAUGUCCACAAGGAUGACAUCGAGUUUGAGAAGGAUCUUGUGUGCAGCAUAGCAGAGAUGAUACGAACCGACACAGAAAGAUCCAAUGCUGCAAACGAAGAGGCUGAAAAGGAUGACAAAAUGACAGUUGUUGGAAGCUGUCCUUCCCACCCAAUUUUGAUGAGUGAUGAAGAUACAUUGGACAAUAACAGCAGUGAUAGCAGCUUAGAGUCAGCCGGACCUUUGACAGAGGUCAGGGAAAUAAAGUCACCAAAAGCGAUCCAACCAAAGAAAAGGGUGAGGUUUGCCAUACCGGAAAGUCCAAAGAUCGAUAAUGGCAUUAAGGAAGAAUUGGAGGAACUGAUGGAAGCGAGGGAAUCUGGGGUAGCCUACAUUAUGGGGCACUCUUAUAUGAGGGCAAAACCAGGGUCCAGUUUGAUUAAGAAGCUGGUAAUUAAUUUUGGCUAUGAAUUCUUGAGAAGGAAUAGCAGAUCACCUUCCUUUGUAGAUAGUGUACCUCAUGCAUCAUCUUUGGAAGUAGGGAUGAUGUACCAAGUUUAAAUUUUCCCCCCUUUUCCUAUUUAGUUUUGCACCUGUAAAUGCGUCAUGUUCAGAGUCCUAAGCCACCAUCUUCAUGAAGUGGUGGAUGAAAAUAGUGUAUAAAUUUUGGUCCUUUUUGUUAUAAAUUUUAGUCUUUUUUGUCGUUCCAAUGGCUUGGAUCGUCUCCCUUCCUUUGUGUUGCUGUUUGUCAGAUAGGCAUUUCAGUGUCAUAUACUUUUGGUGAGAUUUUCAGUCUUUCUAGUUUGAAAAGAAAGCAAAGGGCAAUUCAUAUUC